GUUCCACCUGGCUCAUUACCAAAUAGUCUCACAACACUCACAUUCGGUAAAGAUUUUAACCAAGUAGUUCCACCCGGCUCAUUACCAAAUAGUCUUACAACACUCACAUUCGGUUAUUAUUUUAACCAAGUUGUUCUACCUGGCACAUUACCAAAUAAUCUCACAACACUCACAUUCGGUUAUGAUUUUAACCAAGUAGUUCCACCCGGCACAUUACCAAAUAGUCUCACAGCACUCACAUUCGGUCGUAGUUUUAACCAAGUAGUUCUACCCGGCUCAUUACCAAAUAGUCUCACAACACUCACACUCGGUGAUGCUUUUAACCAAGUAGUUCCACCCGGCAUAUUACCAAAUAGUCUCACAACACUCACAUUCGGUUUUUAUUUUAAUCAAGUAAUUCUACCCUACACAUUACCAAAUAGUCUCACAACACUCACAUUCGGUGGUUAUUUUAACCAAGAAGUUCUACCUGGCUCAUUACCAUAUAGUCUCACAACACUCACAUUCGGUGAUGAUUUUAACCAAGUAGUUCCACCUGGGACAUUACCAAAUAAUCUCACAACACUCACAUUCGGUUAUUAUUUUAACCAAAUAGUCCCACCCGGCUCAUUACCAAAUAAUCUCACAACACUCACAUUCAGUAAUUAUUUUAACCAAGUAUUUCUACCUGGCACAUUACCAAAUAGUCUUACAACACUCACAUUCGGUGAUGAUUUUAACCAAGUAGUUCCACCCGGCACAUUACCAAAUAGUCUUACAACACUCACAUUCGGUUAUGAUUUUAACCAAGUAAUUCUUCCCGGCUCAUUACCAAAUAGUCUCACAACACUCACAUUCGGUGAUCAUUUUAACCAAGUAAUUCUACCCGGCACAUUACCAAAUAGUCUCACAUCACUCACAUUCGGUAGUGAUUUUAACCAAAUUGUUCUACCCGGCACAUUACCAAAUAUAAUUCUACCCGAAACAUUACCAAAUACAAUUACCACACUCACAUUUGGUGAUGAUUUUAACCAAGUGGUUCCACCGGGAACAUUACCAAAUAAUCUCACAACACUCACAUUCGGUUAUUAUUUUGACCAAGCAGUUCAACCCGGCACAUUACCAAAUAGUCUUACAACACUCACAUUCGGUCAUUAUUUUAACCAAGUAGUUCAACCCGGCACAUUACCAAAUAAUCUCACAACACUCACAUUCGGUUAUGAUUUUAACCAAGUAGUUCAACCCGGCACAUUACCAAAUAGUCUUACAACACUCACAUUCGGUGGUGAUUUUAACCAAGUAGUUCUACCCGGCGCAUUAUCAAAUAGUCUCACAACACUCAAAUUCGGUCGUUAUUUUAACCAAGUAGUUCUACCCAACACAUUACCAAAUAGUCUCACAACACUCACAUUCGGUCAUAAUUUUAACCAAGUAAUUCUACCUGGCACAUUACCAAAUAAUCUUACAACACUCACAUUUGGUUAUCGUUUUAACCAAGUAAUUCUACCUGGCAUAUUACCAAAUAAUCUUACAACACUCACA
Molecule: messenger RNA, 1521 nt
Organism: Dictyostelium purpureum
Lineage: Eukaryota; Evosea; Eumycetozoa; Dictyosteliales; Dictyosteliaceae
Exons: 2
Source: RefSeq, a predicted model, not a curated record